This is a messenger RNA of Balaenoptera ricei (Rice's whale), 5178 nucleotides long. Its product is annotated as KIAA1549 like. Lineage: Eukaryota; Metazoa; Chordata; Mammalia; Artiodactyla; Balaenopteridae. The record is from RefSeq and is a predicted model, not a curated record. The transcript is spliced from 22 exons. The coding region runs from base 1 to 4224 and encodes 1407 amino acids.
AUGGCGGCGGCAGCGGCGGGGGACUCCGACUCCUGGGACGCGGACACGUUCUCCGUGGAAGACCCGGUGCGGAAGGUGGGGGGCGGCGGCACCGCCGGCGGGGACCGCUGGGAAGGCGAGGACGAGGACGAGGACGUGGACGUCAAGAGUGGAUUGCUGACAGUUGUGGUUUCUCUGCAGGUGCUGGGAGUGACACCAGGCCUCAUGAGAGGAAGGGACAAACUACAGAUCACUGUCACCCCAACCCCGGAGUCAUUUCCUCAUGGGAAAUUGUUACCGAUUUCACCAACAUGGCCUUUGUCCGAAGUCCAGUCUUCCUCAGCGGUGGACAGAAUGAAGCCAGUGCCGGGACGGUCCCCUGACAACACGAGCUGGCCGCAGUUUUCCCAGACGCCUCUGCCCAAGACACACCGUCAAGCUCAGGCCCACGGGGACUUCUCUCCUUCCCCUUACCAAGGCAGUGGACAUAGCGCCUCCCUCGAGCCUUCCAAGGAUUCUCCUGAGGCCCUGGUCCAACCAAGACCUCCAGGGGGAAAAGAAGCAGCCGCCGUGUCAGUGGCCUCCUCGGUGUCGCCCAAGGCACAACCAACAGCAGCAACCAUGUUGUUUCUUCGGAAAUCAAGUCCACUGGUGCUGUCUGCAGCCCUGGUGGCUAAGGGCACCGGCAGCAGCCCUUCAGCCGUGGCCUCGGGAUUAGUCAAGAGCAGCUGGACCACUGCUGUAGCUAAAAACGUCACAAGCAACGCAGCAUCUGGCCCAAAGGCGACACCAGGGGCAGCCCAUCCAGCCUUCUCGUUCACGCCGACCUACAUGUUUGCAAGAACAGCACACACCAUGAGCACUCCCACGGCCACGCAAGGGAACACGGGCACUGCCUCUGGCCUGUUGUCCACAACACACCUCCCCAGGAAACCACAAGCCAUGUACACGGGCUUCCUGAACCCCACCAACCCAGACAUGCCCAAGGUGUCCACCGCACGCCCGCUGACAAUCACGGCAGCCUUGACGUCCAUCACUGCACCAAUAAGGGCCACCCGGAUGCCGCCUUUGUCAGCAGAAAACACAGACGCUGCUCUUCCCGCUGUGUCCACGGCCAUGGUCACAACUGGCAAAAUGGCAUCCAACCUGGAGUGUCAGAUGUCCAGUAAGCUCUUGGUGAAGACAGUUCUCUUUCUGACCCAAAGGAGGGUGCAGAUCAGUGAAACCUUGAAGCUUAAUGUAGCCAGAGGGCUCACACAGGCAUUGCGGAAGGCAUUCCACCGGAAUGACGUCUUGGCUCAUGUGGACAUUCUGGAACAUUCUCACAACGUCACUGUUGGUUAUUAUGCUACCAAAGGGAGGCUGGUCUACUUGCCUGCUGCAGUGAUUGAAACGCUGGGCAUUUAUGGGAUCAGCAAUGUCACUGCAGAUCUGAAGCAACACACCCCAACCUUGCAGUCUGUGGCAGUACUUGCGUCCCCGUGGACUCCCCAGCCUGCAGGCUACUUGCAGCUGAAAACAGUGCUACAGUUUGUGAGCCAGUCCGACAACAUACAGUCCUGCAAGUUUGCUCAGACGAUGGAACAGAGACUACAGAGGGCCUUCCAGGAUGCCGAGAGGAAAGUUCUGAAUACUAAAAGCAACCUGACGAUUCAGAUGGUGAGCACGUCCAACGCCUCCCAGACCGUCACCUUGGUGUACGUGGUGGGCAAUCGAAGCUCCUUCCUCAACGGCACCGUGGCCAGCAGCCUCCUCCGCCAGCUCUCCGCUGAGCUGGUGGGGUUCUACCUCACCUACCCGCCGCUCGCUAUCGCCGAACCGCUGGAAUACCCCAACCUUGAUAUAUCAGAAACAACCAGAGACUACUGGGUAAUUACAGUGCUGCAGGGCGUGGACAGUUCCCUGGUGGGCCUGCACAACCAAAGCUUCGCCCGGGUCAUGGAGCAGCGCCUGGCCCAGCUGUUCAUGAUGUCCCAGCAACAAGGCCGGCGGUUUAAACGGGCCACCACCCUGGGAAGCUACACCGUGCAGAUGGUAAAGAUGCAGCGGGUGCCAGGACCCAAGGACCCCGCGGAGCUGACUUACUACACCCUGUACAAUGGGAAGCCUUUGCUGGGGACUGCAGCUGCCAAGAUCCUGAGCACCAUUGACUCCCAAAGGAUGGCCUUGACCCUGCAUCACGUUGUCCUUCUGCAAGCUGACCCCGUGGUGAAGAACCCGCCCAACAACCUGUGGAUCAUCGCCGCGGUGCUGGCGCCCAUUGCCGUGGUCACGGUCAUCAUUAUCAUCAUCACUGCCGUGCUCUGCCGGAAGAACAAGAACGACUUCAAGCCAGACACUGUGAUGAACCUGCCACAGAGAGCAAAGCCUGUGCAGGGCUUUGAUUAUGCCAAGCAGCACCUGGGCCAGCAAGGGGCGGACGAAGAGGUCAUCCCCGUGACUCAGGAAACGGUGGUCCUCCCACUGCCCGUUAGAGAUGCUCUUGCCUCUCAGGAAAGGGAAGCCCCUCAGGAUGGAAGCACUAUCAAGACGGCCAAAUCCAUCGAAACCAGAAAGAGCAGGUCGCCCAGUGAGAAUGGCUCUGUCAUCAGCAACGAAUCAGGGAAGCCCAGCUCGGGGAGGCGCUCACCCCAGAAUGUAAUGGCACAGCAGAAAGUGACAAAGGAGGAGGCAUGGAAGAGAAAUGUGCCAGCGAGUGAUGAAGAGGAAGGAGCGGUCCUCUUUGACAGCUCUGGCAAGGCGGUUGCUGAUCCCUUUGACACGUCUUCUGGGUCUGUGCAGCUCAUCGGAAUAAAACCCACAGCCCUCCCCGUGGUGCACCCCACCUCGGACAGGAGCCAGGAGCCGGUCGUCCUCAACGGCGAGGUGAACAAAGCCCUGAAGCAGAAGUCAGACAUCGAGCACUAUCGGAACAAGCUGCGCCUCAAAGCCAAGAGGAAGGGAUACUACGACUUCCCUCCGGUGGAGGCGAGCAAGGCUCAGAUGGAAAGAAAGAAGAUGUAUGAAAAAGCCCCAAAGGACAUCGAGCACGUUUUGGAUCCAGACCCAGAAAUGUGUGCCCCAUUCACUGAGGCUAAAAACAGGCAACAGAUGAAGAACUCUGUCUACCGGAGUCGGCAAUCUCUGAACAGCCCGAGUCCGGGGGAAACGGAGAUGGACCUUCUGGUGACUCGGGAGCGACCUCGGCGUGGAAUCCGUAACAGCGGAUACGACACUGAGCCUGAAAUCAUAGAGGAAACCAAUAUCGACAGAGUGAAUGAGCCCCGGGGCUACGCCCGGUCGAGGCAGGUGAAAGGCCACUCGGAGACCUCCACGCUGAGCUCGCAGCCCUCCAUCGACGAGGUCCGGCAACAGAUGCACAUGCUGCUGGAGGAGGCCUUCAGCCUGGCAUCCGCAGGACACGCAGGCCAGAGCCGGCACCCAGAGGCCUAUGGCUCCGCCCAGCACCUACCCUACUCCGAGGUGGUGACCAGCGCUCCUGGGACCAUGACGCGGCCCCGGGCUGGAGUGCAGUGGGUGCCGACCUACCGCCCAGAAAUGUACCAGUACAGUCUGCCCCGGCCGGCCUACAGGUUUUCCCAGCUUCCUGAAAUGGUCAUGGGCUCUCCCCCUCCACCUGUGCCUCCGCGGACUGGCCCAGUGGCUGUCGCUUCUCUCAGGCGGUCCACCUCGGAUGUUGGGAGCAAGACCAGGAUGGCCGAGUCCGCGGGGCCUGAGCCCGCCCAGCUGCACGACAGCGCCUCCUUCGCGCAGGUGUCCCGAGGCCCUGUGUCUGUGACGCAGUUGGAUCAGUCGGCUUUAAAUUACUCAGGUAAUACGGUGCCGGCAGUGUUCGCCAUCCCAGCUGCCAACAGACCCGGCUUCACUGGCUACUUCAUCCCGACGCCUCCCUCGUCCUACAGGAGCCAGGCCUGGAUGUCUUACGCAGGAGAGAAUGAGCUCCCAAGCCAGUGGGCUGAUUCGGUCCCUCUCCCGGGGUACAUCGAGGCUUACCCCCGGUCCCGGUAUCAGCAGAACUCGCCCUCCAGGCUCCCUCGCCAGUACAGCCAGCCAGCUGGGCUGCACCCCAGCUUGGAGCAGGCCCCGGUGCCCUCCGCAGCAGCCUCACAGCAGAGCCUGGCGGAGAACGACCCGUCCGACACGCCCCUGACCAACAUCUCCACAGCGGCCCUGGUGAAGGCCAUCCGGGAAGAGGUGGCCAAACUGGCCAAGAAGCAGACGGACAUGUUUGAGUUCCAGGUCUAAUGCCUUUUCCCACUUCCAGACUCUGAGGAAACAGUCUUUGGGUUUCUCCAGCCUGGCUUGAUGGGUCUGGAGGCACAGAAAAUGUGGGAGUCUUUCUCACCCUCAGUUUCUAAAAAAGGUGAACAGUGGGGCUUCUGGGGAACAGGAAACUCUUGAACAACUGGAUGCUUGGCUUAUUCAACUGAUUGUAUGUCAACAAGUCCCCAUGUGGGACCAUAUGUUUGAUACUCUGUUACAUUAACUGUUUGAACUGCGGGUGUAUUUCCCUAUGGAGCCUUAGUCACGAGAGAUGCUCGCUAAUCUGCAAAUUCCUGUCCAAUGCCAUAUUUUAAUAAAUCACCAGAAUGGGGAGAGCAUAGCUCUAUCUUCGGUGACCUCUGCAUGUUAACUCUAUUUCUGUGUUAAAGGCAAUGCAGGCGUGCGAUGAAGUCCCAGACUGUACUCUCUCUCAUUCAACCAUGACUGUAAUCGUUGCAAUCACCUCCCGUCUCCAAGGGAGACACUGACUCCAGCCAAGAAAGCUGAGUCCUUUCCUUUUAAAGGUUCAUAUUCAAAGUCAAAUAAAUUGGAUGAAAAUCAGUACUGUCAAUGACUGCACCUAUGAAUAGUCCUGACUCUUUUCCCUCUGCAAUUAAUUCAACCAAGGCCAAGAAAGAGAGAAGAUGAGAGGGAAUGGUGGAUUUGUGUUGACAGGUUUUUGAAAAGGUGUUGUCAUUUUGGAAAUAGAGUAUUCUGCAAGUUGGGCUCUGGCUGGAAGAGAAUCGGUGCUAAGAGCUUUUAAGGUCCUACAAAAGAAAAACAGGUUUUCUUUGCCCUGCAAUGAAGGUGGCCUGAGAACGAAGCUUCUCUCUUUUGGGGGACGAUAGAUACAUCGACUUUUACAAGGAAACCUCUGUCUCUUCAGCAGUGAUGUCCAGCAUGUGCUGCCCAGUGAUACAAAAGGAAAUAGUCAUU